GGGGGGGGGAGUUUGGUGGUGACUGAUUGAUUGAUUUGCAUAUUCGCACAUCGGUUUAUGGAUAUGGAUAUGGAUACGGAUACGGGUGGGAUUCGAUUCCUCCGGUAUAUUAAUAUUUUCGUCCUGGCGGAACCAGACCGGCUGGGAAGGGAAGGGAGAGGAGCGACGGGACUGGCUACUGUCUUGCGGGUUCGAGAUGUGGUCUUAACUCUUCUGGUCGAGCUUCUUUCCCUUGCGAUGGGUGUCUGUCUGGCUCUCUGCAUACAUACAUACGGACUUUCUCACUUGCCUACUUGCUUUGUUUGCCUGGUUGUUUGUUUUGCCUGUCUCUAGGUAUAUGAUCACCUCAGCUGGCUGGCUAGCUGGCUACUUGCUGCGCUGUUUGGUAUUUGUUGUCUAUGAUAUAUGACAGACAUGACCGAGCUUGUACAUGUAUAAUACUAUACUACGCUAUACUAUAAUUUACUUUUCAGCUGUUUGAUC
Molecule: messenger RNA, 483 nt
Organism: Aspergillus steynii IBT 23096
Lineage: Eukaryota; Fungi; Ascomycota; Eurotiomycetes; Eurotiales; Aspergillaceae
Exons: 1
Coding region: 58-333 (91 amino acids)
Source: RefSeq, a predicted model, not a curated record